AUGGCGUCGAGAGCGAUGACGUCCGCGUCGGCGGCCGCGUCGGCGCGUCGCCCCGCGCGCGCGUCAUCGUCGUCGUCGUCGUCCCGGCCGCCCGCGCGAUCGGCAGCGUCCGCCGCGAGGGCACCCGCGCGCGUCGUCGUCGCGUCGUCGUCGUCGUCGUCGUCGUCGUCGUCGCGACGACGCGUCGCCGCGGCCGCCGCGAGCCGGCCGCGCGACGCCGCGGACGCGACCGUCGAUCCCGAAGUCGCGCGCGAAGUCGUCGUCGUCGUCGCGCGCCGACGCGCGCUCGUCGCCGCCGCGUCCGCGCUCGCGUCGGCGGCCGCGUCGACGUCGACGCGAUUCGCGUCGUCGCGCGCCGCCGCGGACGACGACGACGACGACGAGGACGCCGCGCAGGCGGAGAUCGAGGCCGCGAUGAACUCCGUCCUCUCGAGCAACAGCGGCGAGGCGACGUUCCCACCGCGCGUCAUGUUCGCCAACACGUCGCCGUCCGUCGCGCCGUGCUACUUUCGCGCGUCGUCGCUGUGGUCCGUCCCGGGACCGCCGGCGGAGACGCCGACGACGUCGUCGUGGCGAGACAUCGCGGACCCGGUCAACGGCGUGGUCAUCGUCAACGCGACGGCGUACGUCACGAGAGGCUUCGCGGACGCGAGCGGCGCGCGUUCCAUCGCGGACCUGGGAAAGCCGGAGAACGUCGACGUCGCGAAGGCGCUCGGGUUGGACGCGAUCGACGACUCGUAUCGCCGCGCGGAUCUCCUCGGCGCCGCGAAGCGCGUCGACGCGACCACCGGGGACGUGUACUACGACUACGAGCUCGUCGCGAGCCCGCCGCCGAAGUCGUGCCCGAGCGCGGUGGGGUGCCUGUACCCGGAGCACAUAUACCUUCUGAGCGCGACGAUCAAGGACGGGACGCUGUACGUCUUCUCCGUGGACGCGUUUCCGGAGAAUUGGCGAGCGGGGGCGCAGACCAUCAAGAGGCUGAGGAGCUCGUUCGCGGUCGGCGCGCCCGAGGAGAAUGAGGGCACAGGGGCGGGGGCGGAGGCGGAGGCGACGGUGACGUAGUGUGCGCUGCGUCGUGUAGAUGGACGGACGCGUUUUGUGUCUUUCAUUCACUCGCGCGAUGUCUUGAUGCGGUAGCACGCGUCGCGAAGGAACGCGACCAGCGACGAAUUGAACUAGCUCUCAAACG
This is a messenger RNA of Micromonas pusilla CCMP1545, 1189 nucleotides long. RefSeq lists its product as uncharacterized. The record is from RefSeq and is a predicted model, not a curated record. Bases 1 to 1062 code for a protein of 353 amino acids. The transcript has 2 exons. NCBI's taxonomy places the organism in Eukaryota, Viridiplantae, Chlorophyta, Mamiellophyceae, Mamiellales, Mamiellaceae.